Molecule: messenger RNA, 1842 nt
Organism: Mandrillus leucophaeus (drill)
Lineage: Eukaryota; Metazoa; Chordata; Mammalia; Primates; Cercopithecidae
Gene: PKD2L2
Product: polycystic kidney disease 2-like 2
Exons: 13
Coding region: 109-1842 (577 amino acids)
Biological process (GO): detection of mechanical stimulus
Cellular component (GO): membrane
Molecular function (GO): calcium ion binding; calcium channel activity
Source: RefSeq, a predicted model, not a curated record
UCGAAACAUAAGCUGCAUUACAGAAAGGAAGUAGAAAUUACCACCACACUUCAGGAAUUGUUACUCUACUUUAUUUUUUUAAUAAACCUAUGUAUAUUGACUUUUGGGAUGGUAAACCCACAUAUGUAUUACUUAAACAAGGUUAUGUCAUCUCUAUUUUUGGACACUUCUGUGCCUGGUGAAGAAAGAACCAACUUUAAGUCUAUUCGCAGCAUAACUGAUUUUUGGAAGUUUAUGGAAGGACCCCUUUUGGAAGGUCUGUACUGGGAUUCAUGGUACAAUAACCAGCAGCUGUAUAAUUUAAAGAACAGCAGUCGCAUCUACUAUGAGAAUAUACUUCUAGGAGUCCCCAGAGUUCGUCAACUAAAAGUCCGCAACAACACAUGCAAAGUCUAUUCAUCUUUUCAGUCUUUGAUGAGUGAAUGUUAUGGCAAAUAUACUUCUGCAAAUGAAGACCUCUCUAAUUUUGGCCUUCAAAUUAAUACUGAAUGGAGAUAUUCUACUUCUAAUACCAACUCCCCUUGGCACUGGGGAUUUCUUGGUGUUUACCGAAAUGGAGGAUAUAUUUUCACUUUAUCAAAAUCAAAAUCUGAAACCAAAAACAAGUUCAUUGACCUUCGACUGAACAGCUGGAUCACAAGAGGGACUAGAGUUAUUUUUAUUGAUUUUUCCUUAUAUAAUGCUAACGUAAAUCUAUUUUGUAUUAUCAGAUUGGUGGCAGAAUUCCCUGCAACUGGAGGAAUACUUACUUCAUGGCAGUUUUACUCUGUGAAGCUCCUCAGAUAUGUUAGCUACUAUGAUUAUUUUAUUGCUUCCUGUGAAAUCACAUUUUGUAUUUUUCUUUUUGUCUUCACAACACAAGAAGUCAAAAAAAUAAAAGAAUUUAAGUCUGCCUAUUUCAAAAGUAUUUGGAACUGGCUAGAAUUGCUACUUUUGCUGUUGUGUUUUGUGGCUGUUUCCUUCAACACAUACUGUAAUGUACAAAUUUUUCUCUUACUUGGAGAGCUGUUGGAAAGUACUGAACAAUAUUCAGAUUUCUAUUUUCUUGCAUGCUGGCACAUUUAUUACAAUAAUAUAAUUGCUAUUACCAUCUUUUUUGCAUGGAUAAAGAUAUUCAAAUUCAUAAGCUUUAACAAGACAAUGUCUCAGCUGUCAUCAACCUUGUCCCGUUGUAUUAAAGACAUAGUAGGAUUUGCCAUCAUGUUUUUUAUAAUAUUCUUUGCUUACGCCCAGUUAGGAUUUCUUAUUUUUGGAUCACAAGUUGAUGACUUUUCCACUUUUCAGAAUUCCAUAUUUGCACAAUUUCGAAUUGUUCUUGGAGAUUUUAAUUUUGCUGGUAUUCAGCAAGCCAAUCCUAUCUUGGGACCCAUUUACUUCAUCACUUUCAUCUUUUUUGUGUUCUUUGUCCUGCUGAAUAUGUUCUUGGCAAUUAUUAAUGAUACCUACUCUGAAGUGAAAGCUGAUUAUUCAAUAGGCAGAAGGCCGGAUUUUGAACUUGGUAAAAUGAUUAAACAGAGUUACAAAAAUGUUCUCGAGAAAUUUAGACUGAAGAAAGCUCGAAAAGAUGAAGACAAGAAAACUAGCAAAGGCAGCGGAGAUUUGGCUGAACAAGCCAGAAGAGAAGGCUUUGACGAAAAUGAGAUUCAAAAGGCAGAGCAGAUGAAAAAAUGGAAAGAGAGGCUUGAGAAAAAGUAUUAUUCCACAGAAAUUCAAGAUGACUACCAGCCUGUCACUCAAGAAGAAUUUCGAGAACUCUUUUUAUAUGCUGUGGAGCUGGAGAAGGAAUUACACUACAUCAAUUUGAAGCUAAAUCAAGUGAUGAGAAAGGUUUCAGCUCUCUAG